Messenger RNA from Dovyalis caffra, 2157 nucleotides. NCBI's taxonomy places the organism in Eukaryota, Viridiplantae, Streptophyta, Magnoliopsida, Malpighiales, Salicaceae. The record is from the annotation of a GenBank genome assembly.
AUGGCUGCUUUAACAGUUGUGAAGAGGAAAGGGAAGAAAAGUAUGGAGCAAACCCAGAAGAAAGAAGAGAAGAUCAAGAAAGAUCAUGAAAGUGAAAGCAGAGCUACUAAGCGGUACGAUUUAGUGUCUUUUUGGGAGCUACCAGAGUACUUGAAGGAUAAUGAGUUCAUUUUGAGUUAUUAUAGAGCAGAUUGGCCUCUCAAGGAAGCUCUCUUUAGCAUUUUUCGUUGGCACAAUGAAACUCUUAAUGUUUGGACGCAUCUACUUGGUUUCUUGUUGUUUGUGGGGUUGACCAUGGCGAAUUUAAUGCAUGUUCCUCAGGUUGUGGAUCUACUUGGAUUGUUUACCAGGUCGAUUCUUACUAGUGCACAAAGAAAUAUUUCUUAUGAUUCAAAGGAUUUCUAUUGGGGGACAACAAAACUGCUUGAUUUCGAGCACAUAUCACCUAUGGAAAUGGAUGUUUGGUCGGCAACCCGGUGGCCAUUCUACGUGUUCCUAUGUGGUUCUAUGUUCUGCCUCCUCUCUAGCAGCGUUUGCCACCUCUUUUCUUGCCAUUCACACCACUUGAACAUUCUGUUGUUGCGAAUGGACUACGUUGGCAUCACCACGAUGAUCAUCACCUCAUUUUUUCCUCCAAUCUAUUAUAUCUUCCAAUGUGAACCACAUUGGCAAUUUAUCUACCUUGGUGGUAUCUCUGUGCUGGGAAUGUUCACUAUAGUAACACUGCUUUCUCCAUUACUAUCGACCCCAAAAUUUCGUGCUUUUCGAGCCUCCCUCUUCGCUUUCAUGGCGCUCUUUGGCCUUGUCCCAGCAGCCCAUGCUGUAGUUGUCAAUUGGAGCAAUCCCAUGCGCGACACCAUUGUAGCUUAUGAGGCUGCCAUGGCUAUAUUUUACUUGACCGGAACUGGGUUUUACGUCAGCAGGUUUCCGGAGAGAUUGAGCCCCGGAUUGUUCGACCUAACUGGACACAGUCAUCAAAUUUUUCAUAUUUUUGUGAUAUUGGGAGCACUGGCUCAUUAUGGUGCCACGCUUUUAUUCUUGGAGUAUCGUGAUCAUGUGGGAUGUGAAAAAAGGAGUAGCUUGGAGAGAGUAGAAGAAGGUUUAGCUAAGGCUCGUGAAGCCAUUCAAGAAGCUAUUCGUUCAAAGAACUACACAUCACGGAAAAAAGAGACUUUCAUUCCCAAAGGAUCAAUAUACUGGAAUUCCUAUGCUUUUCAUCAGAGCCAUAUACAGAUGGUGAAGAGAUUCAACGUGUGGCCCUACAAGGAAGGAGAGAGGCCCUUGGUCCAUGACGGCCCAUUAACCCAUGUCUACUCCAUCGAGGGCCAUUUUAUCAACGAGAUCGAAAGCAAGAAGAGCCCAUUGAGGGCCCAACAUCCAGAUGAGGCCCAUAUAUUCUUCCUCCCCAUCAGUAUAUCUUCCACUGUUCACUUCAUCUACUUGCCAAUCACGACAAUGGCAGAUUAUUCUCGCGAUCGUCUCCGGCGGGUCGUGACGGAUUACGUUCAUAUCGUAGCGAAUAAGUAUCCUUACUGGAACAGAAGUAAUGGUGCUGACCAUUUUAUGGUUUCAUGUCAUGAUUGGGCACCAGAUGUAUCUAUUGCCAACUCUAAGCUCUUCAAGAACUUGGUUAGAGUUCUGUGUAAUGCCAAUAUUUCUGAAGGGUUUCGGCCCACAAGAGACGUCCCUUUACCAGAGAUUCACAUACCCUUCAAAGGCCUUCGUCCAGCUUAUCUAGGGCAGGCUCCAAACAACCGCCCAAUUCUAGCCUUCUUUGAGGGCAGGGCUCAUGGGUAUAUCAGGGAAGUCUUAUUCAAGCAUUGGAAGGACAAAGAUGAUGAGGUUCAAGUCCAUGAGAGGCUUCCCAAGGCCCAAAACUACACAAAACUAAUGGGCCAAAGCAAGUUUUGCUUGUGCCCUAGUGGAUAUGAAGUGGCAAGCCCAAGAUUGGUUGAAGCAAUUUAUCAAGGAUGCGUGCCAGUGAUAAUUUCUAAUGGCUAUUCAUUACCCUUUAGAGAUGUCCUUAACUGGAGCCAAUUUUCAGUACAAAUACCAGUUGAGAAGAUACCUGAAAUUAAGAUGAUCUUGCAAAGAAUUUCUGAUAACAAGUACUUGAAAAUGCAUAAAAGAGUCAAGAGAGUUCAGAGGCAUUUUUAG